AUGGAUGAAACCGGAUUCUCAGAAGAUACAGCUUCUAAGCACAAGGAAGAUAUGCCUUUUAAUUGGGAUUUCUCCCAAAUUAAUAUCUACAGUGUUUAAAAUCUUACCUCAAACGUACCUGAUGCCGCAGAUCAAAUUAUUUUAACAGCUGAUGACACUCAAGAAAAGGCUACAUAUAAGGGGACUUACAGAUACACAGAUAUGGCCAUGACUCUGGAUAAAAUGCCCGAAAAUGUUGUAAACAAAAACUAUGAGACAGAGACACAAUGCACCAUAAAUCUUCAUGUUCCAGCUAAUAAAGGAGACCCUUCAAAGUCAAACAUUUCUGAUAUUUCUCACCAUCUUUCGAAGGAGGAAAUCUCAGAAGGUCAAGGCAUUAACAGUGAAACUCUCCCAGAGAUCUCUAAUGCUGCCAGUUCUGAUGAAGCUAUUAUUAAAAAUAUUAUUUUGCAUUAUGUUAAGAAUUCUUGGCCAAAAGAACAAACUCCAAAACUCUCUGACCUACUCAACCCCAACAGGGAUGGCGAAAGCAGCAAGUAGCCCAGCUGUUCUCCAACCACAAUGAAAGAAAACACCUCCAGUUUAGAAGGGCCAGCCGCUGGAUGUAGCAGACAUCAGGACAAUUCAGAUUUCUUAACUAAAGUCAAGAGCCUAAGUGAUAAAAAAAAAAGUGUCCAAGGGAAAGCACCCCAGAAACAGCAGAGUGAAAAAGCAAGUUCAGGCAACAGAUUUAACUAUGGCCCCGGUCAAGUUAAUUACUGGUUCUCUGAUUUCUCUGAGGUUCCUCCCAAAGAGAAAAUCCCUAAAAAUAACCUAAUCCAUAAGCCACUUACACUAGAUAAACAAGCCAGUUUUUCUCCUAAACUAAGAGAUAAAUCAGCUAUUGUGCAAGAUAUUUUAGAAAGCAUGCCUAGGUCAAAUUGUGUUGAAAAACAAGAGCAGAAACGGAAAGCUAUUGAACCUUUGCAGAUGAAGAUGGAGUCCAAAGUACAUACCUACCAAGAACCUCUCACAGGACUAGGAGUUGAGACAAGUCUCUUUAAGCUGUCAUCAACUUCUCAGAAAGACACUUCCUCAAGUUCUUCUUACAUAUUUCAAAAGAUAUCCCAAGGGAAACAGAUGUGUCAGAAGUUAAAAGAGCAAACAGAUCAACUGAAGACUAAAGUACAAGAAUUUUCCAAAAGCAUAGCACUGGACUUCUCUUAUCAUUUGCCAGACAAGAGGCUGGUCUUGGAGCAACUGCAGGGACAUCUUGAACUGCUGGAGCAGGAGUUUCUGGACAAAAUGGAGAAGCAUCUGACUUUGAAGCAGCAUGACUCCACAGCUGUCUGUGGCUCUGAUCCUGAAAGAAAAAUAGAAGGUGAAAUAUUCAAGUUGGAGAUGUUACUUGAAGAUGCUAAAGAGAAAAUUAAUAGAGGCAAAUAUACUUCAGCUGUCUCUCUUCCUAUGAGUUCUCCAAUUAUCCUGGAUGACUCGGCAUCUGUAUGCUCUCCACCCUCAAAUGAAGGGGGAAAAAGUGGAGAAAAGCCACAGAAGGAACAGCUGUGGAAGGUGCCCCAUUACCAUUCAGGAAAAGGCACUGCAUCAAGAUUCAAUUCUCAAGCUCUACUCUCCACACAUUUUAUGACUAUAAUCAAGGAAGUCACACUUCGUGGUAUAACUGGGGCUUUUUCAGGUUCUGAUACAGGACACAGUUGCUAUUUUGCUUCUGGGUCUGGACUGCAGAGUGGUAAAUGGGAGAAGUGUGGCACUAGGAUUUCUAAUUCCCGAAGGGUCUGCAGUAAAGAGCAGCUAAUGGAAUUUCAUUAUAGGUAUGAUGCCCCGGGACAGUAUUACUUAGAUUACAGUGAAAGAAGUGCCUUUGUCCAGCUCCACUUUUUAAAUGAAAAUAAAAAUUUGUCACCUUCUCAUUCAAAACCAAAACGGAUCUGUUCCCAGAGAACGAAUUCAAAAUCCUCUCAAGAUGAACAUGAGCCCCUAACAGGAAAAAAAACUUUUAAGGCUUUCAUGACCUACAAUUCAGACCUUGUACCUUCACCCUAUUUCCACUCCUGCAGGAUUUCUGGAAGAAAAUCCUCAAGCAGAUUUAGCACUACUGAAGAAACGGAAUCUGAGAUUUUAAACUCGUCUUUGGAUCAUCCCCUAAAGACAGCAACCAAUUUGAAACAAACUACUGAUCAAAUGAUUAGAACUAUUGCAGAAGAUCUUGUCAAAGUUCAGAGGUGGAGGAAUCAACUGAAAUAAUAGUUCAACCCAAGGUAACCAAAGAUUAAAAAAAAAAAAUAAGUGAAGAAAACUUGAUCUCCCCCAAAAAGUAUUUUACUAAUUAUACAAUUCAGGAAGAUGACUUUCUAGAGAAAAUAACAAAACUGUAAGCACUGGGACACAAAGUGCUUAAAUGAUCAAACAAAUGGAUUAUUAACAUCAAAAUCAACAAGUAUUUAUUUCAAAAUAAAUGCUAUUCUUAAUUCAUAAUAAAAGAAAUCAAAGCCAUAAAACAUUUUACCUCCUAAGAUGGCAAAAACUGAAGUUUAAAAAACCCAGUGUCAGUGAGGAUGGGGGAAGACAGGUACUCUCAACACUGCUGGUGGAAGUAUAAACUUUAAAAGCACUUAUCUGUGGAGCAGUGAUU
Messenger RNA from Manis javanica (Malayan pangolin), 2632 nucleotides. The record is from RefSeq and is a predicted model, not a curated record. NCBI's taxonomy places the organism in Eukaryota, Metazoa, Chordata, Mammalia, Pholidota, Manidae.